Molecule: messenger RNA, 2638 nt
Organism: Scheffersomyces amazonensis
Lineage: Eukaryota; Fungi; Ascomycota; Pichiomycetes; Serinales; Debaryomycetaceae
Product: ssDNA-dependent ATPase
Exons: 1
Coding region: 246-2504 (752 amino acids)
Biological process (GO): DNA-templated DNA replication; DNA synthesis involved in DNA repair
Cellular component (GO): nucleus
Molecular function (GO): ATP hydrolysis activity; ATP binding; DNA binding
Source: RefSeq, a predicted model, not a curated record
CUAGAAAUCGGUGGAGUUGACUUUCUCUUCUUUACCCCCAACGACUCCGCCUCCACUGAAUUUACUUUAUUCAUAUUUUAUAUAUUCUCUCCUUUCACUACUGACUAAUAGUCUACAAAAAUGUUGGCGAUAUCUCCAUAAUACUCUAAAUAUUUUUUUGUUCGCGUACUCUUCGGGGUAUGAAUAAUUUAUAGAUUUUAUUGAUAAAGAUAAUAAGUACAAAUAGAUAAUGUACAGUAACCAUUAUGAAUGAGACAGUAGUUCAGGUGAAUGACGUAUGUCCCAUAUGUUCUCGAUCAAUACCUCAAAGAUUAUUGGAAAGACACGUGAACUCAUGCUUAGACAAUCAAGAAACUACUAUAGUGGAGGACUCCGAAGCAUCUCCCGAUUCAACUCUUGACGUAGAAAUUAUAGAAGAAAAUAAGAAAAGACCAGUAGAAAAUGCAUUUUCGGUGUUAGGAUUGAAAGCUGACUAUUCCAGUACUAAAAAGAAAAAACUUGAAAAACUUCAAAAGACUAAGCCUACGUUAACAAGAAUAUUGAUAGAAGAGAGGAAGAUCCAGUCUCAACAGAAGAAGAAAUUAAAGAAUGAGUCAUCUGAAGAGCCCUCAUUAGAGGAAUUGGUUAAGGUGAUACCCUUAUCAACUCUGGAAGAUGUCAAACAAGAAGAAGAUACUGUAAAAUCACCAGUAGCCGAAGAAUCAAUUUCUGUCUCUACUACUACUACUACUCAACCACCAUCAUCACCACCACCUCCAAGACAAUCUAGUUAUCUCACAAAGGCACAAGAAACAGCCAAACUUAAACGAGAAGCUAGUAUACCAUUAGCUCAGAGACUACGACCUAAAUCAUUAGAUGAUUUCUUUGGUCAAGAGAAGUUAUUAGGUAAGAACGGAUUAUUAAGAAAUAUUAUUAAAGCAGACACUAUACCUUCUUUUUUACUUUGGGGGUCACCGGGAGUAGGGAAGACAUCCUUAGCUCGAAUCAUUGCUCAUGAAACUAGUUGUAAAUUUAUAGAAUUAUCAGGAGCUGAUGCUAAUGCUAAGAAACUUAAAGAAGCAUUUCAACAAGCAGAAAAUGAAAGAAAUUUAACUGGUCGGAAAACUAUCUUAUUCUUAGAUGAAAUACAUCGAUUUAAUAAAGCUGUACAAGAUUUAUUAUUACCAGUCAUUGAAAAAGGGGUAGUAACAGUAAUUGGUGCGACUACGGAAAAUCCAUCAUUUAUUUUAAACAAUGCUUUAUUAUCUAGAAUGCAUACUUUUGUAAUGGAUCCUUUAACAUCAGAUGACAUUAUUAAAGUUCUUGAAAGAGCGUUAUAUCAAAUCAAUAGACUAAGAAAGUUACUAUAUGAUUUACAUUUUAUUUCCCUUAAGAGAGAUGCCUUUGAAUAUAUUGCUGAAUUAGCCAUGGGAGAUUCAAGAGUGGCUUUAAACAUUCUUGAAUCUGUAAAUGCAUAUUUAUCUACCGAUAAUUUUUCUAUUAAUAAUAAACAAAGAGUUGGUGUUAUAAAUAUAUCGGGUGAUUUAUUAAAACCACUAUUAAAGACUAGAAAUUUUCAUAAUAUGUAUGAUAAACAUGGAGAAUCUCAUUAUGAUACUAUUAGUGCAUUUCAUAAAUCUGUUCGAGGUUCAAAUGCUGAUGCUGCUAUGUUUUAUCUUGUAAAGAUGCUUAGUGGAGGUGAAGAUCCUAUGUUUAUAGUUCGUAGAAUGAUUGUAAUGGCAAGUGAAGAUAUUGGUUUAAGAGAUAGUUCAUGUUUACCAUUUGCAAUUGCUGCAAAGGAAGCUAUAGAGUUUGUGGGAAUGCCCGAAGGAGAAAUCAUAUUAGCUCAUUGUGCUAUGAAGAUGGCUAGAGCUCCUAAAUCAACUAAAUCAUACAGAGCAUUAAGAUCUGCUCAACAAUUAAUAAGAGAAAAUCCUGAUAUAACAAAACUACCUAUCCCAUUACAUAUUCGAAAUGCUCCUACUAAUUUAAUGAAGGAAUUAGGAUAUGGUAAAUCAUACAAAUAUAAUCCUCAAUUUAAGAAUGGAGUAGUCAAACAAUCAUAUUUUCCUAAAGAUAUGGAAGAACCCAAAUUCUUAGAGCCUACUCAUUUAGGUACUGAAGUAGAUCAUGAAGCACCCGAGCAAGCUCAUUUUGCAGCUGAAAAUCAAGUCAAGGAGUAUAAAUCGUUUAAGAAGAUAAAGAGGAAAUUACUACGAGAAAGUUACCUAAAGGCUCUUAAAAGGAAACAGGAGGCUGCUAUUGCAAAUAUUUAUACUAAAAAUGGAGCUACUGAUACUACCUCAUCUCCAGGUUAUACAUACGACGAAUUUCUCAGUAAAGAAGAUCAACCAGAGUAUUUUGAUGGAGAAGAAAAAGACGAGUAUUCCGAUGAUCCUGAAAGCACUAAUAAUUUUGAAAAGUCCUAUGAUGAAUUUCUAGACCCAGACUCUCAACCAGACUAUUAUGUAAAUGAUAAAACAGAAAAUGAUGACCCUGAUGGAGGGUUAUUGUUUUUAGACUAAGACGUUACUGUGUCGUGGCUCUGCCCCAUACUUUUUUUUUGCUGCCAUAUUGCCCAAUGCGGAAGCGCGCCAAUUAUAUAAAGACUGGGAACUCCGUAAUAUAAUUUUAAUUAACGAAGAUUAAAGUAAAGACA